This is a messenger RNA of Colletotrichum abscissum, 480 nucleotides long. RefSeq lists its product as uncharacterized. Lineage: Eukaryota; Fungi; Ascomycota; Sordariomycetes; Glomerellales; Glomerellaceae. The transcript has a single exon. The record is from RefSeq and is a predicted model, not a curated record. Bases 1 to 480 code for a protein of 159 amino acids.
AUGUGGUUCGUGUCAUGCAAAAAAUGUUGGCCCAGACCUUUCCCUACACUAGUUCGUCUGAUGUCUCUCCUACCACGUGUACAUCUCAGACCACCUUCGACAAAUCUCUCAAUUACUUUCGUCAUGAGCUGUUUAGAGUUGACUGGUAAGCACCGCGGCACCGCAAACUACUCUGUGCGUUGCAUAAGUUUGCUAGACAGAAAAUCUCUCAGUCGAGUUACACCAUGUCCGUUGGGGGCCUAUAUGCCGCCCUCUAAGGUAUCUUCCAGGUGGGCCUCCGAGAUUGCGAAAUCAACAUGGUUGAACUCGCCCCGGUUACAUCCCGCCGGUACAGAGUUGAGCCAAGGUGUCACUUUGCCCCUCUCUGCCUUCUUCGCUAAGUUCGCUUCGACAAUUCUCCAUUUCUCUGUCACGAUUUCCUGUUGCAAUCCGCACAGUCCCCCAUCGCUUCGACUGCUUUCCCCCGAUGAACCCGGUUGA